CCAGCGCCGCCCUCAGCAGACGCCACGGCUCCAGUUCCGUCCUCCAGCACGAGCGCGACGACUGCUACCACCACCCAGGAGCAAGUGCAGGCGUCCAACGCGCCGUACAUCGCCCAUGCAACGCCCGCCGCAACGAUGAAAAUGGCGUCGACGCUGCCGCCCAUUGCAGUGUCGCAGCCGCUGGGCAACAUCGGCCAGAUCCAGUCGCACCUUCCCGGAGGCAGCAACAUCCCCGUGAACCCGAACGCCCCCCAGGGAAUCUACCAGAGCGGGCCCAACACCAAUUCGAACCUUCCCUACGUGACGGUCAUGGCCAUGGCCCCUGGUGGAGUGUCGGGGGACGCAGAGGCCGACAACAUGCGCUUCGCGUUCCUGCAGAAGUGUCGGUGGAUGGCCGGCUGCUUGAUGGCGUACUACGCGGCGACGUUCCUGUUCCUGCAGCCGUUCAUCCUGGGCACGCUGGGUCUUAUGACUGCCUUCAUAGGCUACUACGGCUCGCGCCCGCCUGUGGACUCGCAGCGGCUUAAAUGGCUUCGCUGGUACAUUUGGUGCAACUACGCGAUGUUGGUCUUCAACAUGUGGCUACUGGUGAUGACGCUCGUCUUCUCGGGAAGCACGUACAGCUACGGGAACAACAGCACCGCUGGCAGCGACGGCGACAGCAUCGACGACAGCGAGUACGGGGAGUCCACCUACUACUACUCGAGCAGCGUCGGGCUCUUCGUUGGACUGCUGGUCGCCGCCAACACCAUCAUGCACCUGCGCUGCCUCCGCACGGCGCAGCUGCUGUUGCCCGAAUAUCCUCCGCGUGGCAGCAUGUACUCGGUCUGGACGCGCGCGAACGCCGUGUUCUUCACGUCGCUGAUGGCGCUGGCCAUCAUGUGCACGCUCACGGCCAUCAGCACGUUCCUGCACGAGCCGGCGCCGGUCGUGCGGCGCCUGGAGCUGACCAAGAUCCACUCGCUGCGCAACUACCGGGACAAGGCGGACCGCGCCACGCUCUCGUUCGACCUGGACGCCGACCUGAGCUCCGUGUUCAACUGGAACGUCAAGCAGCUCUUCGUGUACGUGAUGGCUGAGUUCGAGAGCGCCAGCAACUCGCGCAACCAGGUGGUGAUCUGGGACAAGAUCGUGCAGACCAAGGAGGCCGCCAGCCUGCUGCAGUUCGAGGACGAGGGCGUCAAGUACUUCCUGGCCGACCAGCACGACGAGCUGCGCGGCGCCAACGUGACGCUCAGCCUCGAGUGGGACAUCAUGCCCGUGUGCGGCCGCCUCUUCGUGCACUCGAGCGACAACAAGGCCAACUUCCUGCUGCCGGAAAAGUACCAGGGCAAGGCGCCCAAAGGCGGCGGCCGCUUC
Molecule: messenger RNA, 1359 nt
Organism: Phytophthora sojae
Lineage: Eukaryota; Oomycota; Peronosporomycetes; Peronosporales; Peronosporaceae
Exons: 4
Biological process (GO): protein targeting to ER
Cellular component (GO): signal peptidase complex; membrane
Source: RefSeq, a predicted model, not a curated record